AUAUAUUCUGUCUUUUUGAUAUUGAUGAAAUCCAUUUAUAUUUCAUUCAUCUUGUUAUCAUAUCUCUUGAUUUGUUUAGCAGAAUCUCCUUACCCCAAGUCCUCAUUUCAAGCUAUACACCGCCGUCAACAAACAAAUAGUAUUUCCAACUCUUCUCAAACUAAUAGCGGUGAUACUACAACUAGUGAUGGAGGAACAGACGUUUUCAGCAAUAGCGAAUCAACCAACACAGCCCCAACUUCACCACAAACUACUUCUAUUAUCACUACUGACCAAACCACUGAUGCUUCUGUAACCCAACCAGAAACCACCACAACAUCCAUCGAGACUGUGCCCACAACAAUAACAACAAUAACAACAAUAGCAACAACCACUAUAACUCAACAACAACCAUAUACAAUAGAUCAAUCUAGCGGUGUAUCAACUCCACAGGUGACACAAAUCAAUUCAGCUACCAUCUAUUCCACUCCAACAACACAACAACCUUCUCUGACAUUCUCCUCUUAUUUACAAUCGUCAUCAUCACCAAUAGAAUCACCAAUAGAAUCAGCUAUAACCUCAGUUAACCCUUCACUUGUGCUUGGUGACAUGGAAUGUGCUGCUGAUCCUGUGGCUCAAAAUGGAAAGUGUCCAACUGGUGAUUAUUGUAAUGCUGCUCUACAAAAAUGUCAAACUCAACUCAGCAAUGGGGCUACCUGUGCAGCAGAUUUCCAAUGCAUCUCUGGCUAUUGUACUGGAUUAUGUGGCAACAGACCACAAAUCACACCAACCCAUGCAUCUUUAUCCGGUACUCAAAUAUUAGGUAUUACUCUUGGUAUAGUAGGUGGUGGAUCAAUCCUUUUGGUGGCACUCUUCUUUUGUUAUCGACGUAGAAAACGCAACUUGGAUCAGAAAAGCAGAGCACUCCAAUAUAUAAUAGAUGACGAUCAUCAAGAACAAAUGAAUGAAGUGAAGAACGAUAAUAAUGUCAGUGGGACUCGGUUGUCAAAGUACAACUUUUUGGCUCAAAUAUUGGACAGCAAACAACACCAUAAUGAUAAUACAACAGUGGACGAUGACAGUAUAUUGGAUUAUCAAAAUGAAUCGUAUCAAACUAGUCAUCAACGUCAACUAUUUAAUGCCCAUUUAUCAUCAACAUCAACCACAGCUCUUCGACCACGACCUAUGACUGAAGAAUAUCAUUUGUCUUAUUCAUCAACAUCAUCCUCACCAUCUCCUCCUCAACAACAGUUUAACGACAAUUCAUUUAAACCACGACCGGAUUCUCAGGCACUACCAAUGUUAGAUCAACCAAUCAAUAAUUAUCGUGACAGUAUGACUGAUCCUCCAUUUUCACCUGUUCCCAGUCAUUCCACAACAGAACGACAACAACAACACUUUAUGGAUAUAAAUACUUUAUGGGAUGAUGCAUUACACCAUAAUGCACAACAACAAAAGAAGAGACAAAUGAAUUAUCCACCUAUUCAAGAUGCAUGGAGUCAAGAAGAUCAAGCUUCCUUCCGCCAUCCUACAAGACAUGUUCAACAGGACUCUAUUUACUCGGAUUCCCUUUAUUCUGGACAAACAUUUAGUCCUUUGCAUUAUUCCUAGUUAUCUUUUAUCUCUAUUGUACUUUUAUAUACUUC
Molecule: messenger RNA, 1625 nt
Organism: Halteromyces radiatus
Lineage: Eukaryota; Fungi; Mucoromycota; Mucoromycetes; Mucorales; Cunninghamellaceae
Exons: 3
Coding region: 25-1590 (521 amino acids)
Source: RefSeq, a predicted model, not a curated record